Messenger RNA from Cajanus cajan (pigeon pea), 1376 nucleotides. NCBI's taxonomy places the organism in Eukaryota, Viridiplantae, Streptophyta, Magnoliopsida, Fabales, Fabaceae. The record is from RefSeq and is a predicted model, not a curated record.
CUUGCUUUUGACUCUCUGAGAUGGUGAAAAUGAAAUAUGGGAGGUGCUAUUUAUAGGGAAGGGAUGAAGCAUAGCCAUUAAUGGAUGGUAGAAAUUUUCUACCUCCCAACCAGCUACUCAUAGAAAUUCUAAGAACUACGUCUUCCUAUUGUUCACUUUGUUGUCACAAAAAUGGCUUACGGAUCUUCACAGACUUUACCUCCAACAGUGUCCUUCUCACUUCAAUUUUUGACCACACAAGACACUACUCUUUUUAGAUCCAUUAAUUCUGUCACACAACCUAAAAAAAUCUUCGUGGCUCUUGCCUCUGCUUGUGGAUAAUCAUGGACGGUACUAAAAGCACUGUACCAAGCGAAUUUUCAACUCCUCUUCUUUCCGCAGAAUCACAAGGGUAUGGUGGAAAUGGUGGCGUUGAUUGUGAGGAAAAAAGCCAGAAAGAAACUUGGUACCUACCACCUCUUCUUAUACUUACCACCCUUGUUGCUGUCUCAGGUUCCUAUGUUUUUGGGACUGCGGUGGGAUAUUCAUCUCCUGCUCAGACUGGAAUCAUGGAUGAUCUCAAUCUUGGUGUGGCCGAGUAUUCACUUUUUGGAUCAAUACUGUCAAUUGGAGCAGUGAUUGGUGCCAUCAUAAGUGGUAGAAUAGCAGACUAUGCAGGUCGACGAGUUGCUAUGGGCUUCUCCGAAGUAUUCUGCAUCUUGGGAUGGAUUGCCAUAGCAUUCUCAAAGGUUGGUUGGUGGCUUUAUGUUGGAAGACUGUUGGUAGGAUGUGGCAUGGGCCUUCUGUCUUAUGUGGUACCAGUUUAUAUAGCUGAAAUAACGCCCAAGAAUCUUCGAGGGGCAUUCACCACAGUUCAUCAGUUAAUGAUUUGUUGUGGGGUAUCAUUAACUUAUCUUAUCGGAGCAUUCUUGAAUUGGAGGAUUUUAGCUCUAAUAGGAACUGUUCCAUGUCUUGUACAACUUUUGGGUCUAUUCUUCAUUCCUGAGUCUCCUAGGUGGCUGGCAAAAUUUGGUCACUGGGAAAGGAGUGAAUCUGCAUUACAGCGCCUUAGAGGAAAGAAUGCUGAUGUUUCUCAAGAGGCCACUGAAAUUAGAGAUUUUACUGAAGCCCUUCAGAUGCAAACAGAAGCUAGCAUCAUUGGCUUAUUUCAAUUGCAGUAUCUGAAGUCACUCACUGUAGGAGUUGGCCUGAUGAUACUACAACAGUUUGGAGGGGUUAACGGCAUUUCUUUUUAUGCAAGUUCUAUAUUCAUCUCUGCUGGGUUUUCCGGAAGUAUUGGAAUGAUAGCAAUGGUUGCUGUUCAGGUUCUUCAUACAAUUAAUUCACUUGUCUUCUUAAUGUUGUAUAGUAUAAAAUGAGAUAGAUGCUACUUUUUU